Baudoinia panamericana UAMH 10762 is the source of this 216-nucleotide messenger RNA. RefSeq lists its product as uncharacterized. The transcript has a single exon. The record is from RefSeq and is a predicted model, not a curated record. Lineage: Eukaryota; Fungi; Ascomycota; Dothideomycetes; Mycosphaerellales; Teratosphaeriaceae. Bases 1 to 216 code for a protein of 71 amino acids.
AUGCGCCGUAUGCCCGAUGAAACGCCAUCCCUGCACAGAUCUGGUAAAUCAUACAGUCCACGUAAGGUAUCCUCCCGGUAUCGCCAAGCCGUCGUGCCGCAUGUCCUGGUCCAUCCCGAGCAGGACAAGAGGCCAUGCGACGUCGUCACGCAGUUGAGCAGUGACAUGAUCGAGAUGUUGCUCAAGCUUCGGGUCUUGUCAUACUGCGCCGCUUAA